This is a messenger RNA of Oikopleura dioica, 1707 nucleotides long. Lineage: Eukaryota; Metazoa; Chordata; Appendicularia; Copelata; Oikopleuridae. The record is from the annotation of a GenBank genome assembly.
AUGGAUUCAGCAAAUGCACUCGUCGUGGCGACUUUCAACCUUUCUGCGGCGGUACUGGUGCCGCGCGCAAAACGCAUACAGCGAAAAAUGAGUGAAGACACGAGUGAAAACGUCGAAAAUUCAUUUGCUGAGGACAAUCUUGAUGAUGCGAGCUCGAUACACGUUGACGGUGAUUUAGAGCCCGAGAUUAUUGAUGAAAUCGAACAAGAGCAAGCAGAAAUGUACCUGCCCACGAGUAGCAGCUUUCAGGAUGAUCUCUUGGAUGCUCUGCAAAACUCGAGCGGGUCUUCUCGGAAUACUGAUACUCCUGUCUUCAACGAUUCCCCCGAAAAGGCCGAAGAUGAUACUGAGUCUUCAGACGAGAGAGAACUCGAAGAUUUUAGAAGCUUGGAAAACCUUGAACGUACCCAAAAUCUGAGCGCCUCGCCGCAGAAGAUCAAGAUACGCCUCAGACGUCACAAAUCAUCUGGAUUUGGCUUUCGACCUGUCAGUGCAGUAGCGCCUGAACCCAUCGUAACGGCCGUCAUCAAAGGAUCAAGCGCCGAUCGACAAGGACUUAAAGUUGGCGAUCGAAUUCGGUCCGUUGUUGUACCAGGGAAUAUUCCUACUUUCCACAGAACUACUUCAGUCAAUCAAAUAAAGGAAAUACUGAAAGAUUGUCAGAAUGAAGUAGAUCUGUUUAUUUACAGAGAUAUGAAAGAAAUCAUCACGGAACUAAAUGUGAAGCCGUUAACUCCUCUUGGGCUAGGCCUACAGACAACGAAUGUCGGUAUUUUUGUUACGUCGGUGCAGCCAGGCUCUCUUGGUGAUAUUUAUGACUAUCGAUUUGGCGACCAAAUUUUAUCAAUUAACGAUCAGCCAGUACAUGACUCUAAUGAUAUAAGACAGAUAAGACGCACAUCAAUGCAAGAAACCAGGAGACCGACCCGAAAGCCCAUUUCUAAAAUCUUCCGUUCAGCAAGCUCUAUAAGUAACAGAUCGGAAAGAAGGAGUGACCCACGAGCAGAUGACCGCCGCAUCUCUUGGAACUCGCCUGACAAUUUUAGCCAUGAUCAAAAGGAAAAAAUCAAAAUUGUCAUCGGCCGCCGGUCGGUCGAAAGCUAUAGUGAGCACCCAAUUGCUGCGAUCUGGAGCGAAAGUGAAAACCGUGCUUCCCCAGCAAAUAUACUAGAGCCAGUUUUUGAACCUAGCUCUACGCCAUCUGCCCCGACGCAAUCUAUUAUUGGCGUCGACGUCAGUUCCGCAGAUCCACAGCUCAACAUUGAGACGAAAAAAGACGAAGAAGAAGCCCUUCUUGAUUUACUGAGGGGAGAACAAAGAGAUACGUCUAAAGACGAUUCUCCACGACAUACGAACACAAACAUUCCCGAUCAGUCCUCGUUGAUAUCAGGGAGAGAAGCAGUUUCUUCAACCGAUGAACCUUACCUGCUGCAGCCAUUCAGCCCUCUUGCCUCAAUCAGACCUACUAUUUCUCCAAAACCGACUACUACGACCAACUCUUUACUUACUGAAAAAACAUUCCCUCUGAACGAAACAAAUAAACCGGAGGUGAGCUCUGCCUGCGUAGUUUGCUUAGAAGGGACGAAGGAAGUUGUAUUUCAACCCUGCUGGCAUCAAAUUACCUGCUCCAACUGUGCCGUCAGACUUAACGAAUGCCCUCUAUGCCGAGAAGUUAUUGCGAUUCGCCGAAGACCUUACCGCUGCUAG